UUUACCGCAUCCCCCACUUCCAAGUUUUCAUGGUGCAUAGGGCUAUAACACUAGCACUGCUUAGCUGAAACCAUCUCUCUGUCUCUCCGUCGCUUUAAGUUGUUUAGGCAUAGAUAUCAUGGCUACAGGUCAAAACACAGAAGGGGAUGCCAAUCCCAGGCAACCCGCAUUAGAUAGAACACUUGCAGAUUUUGAUCCUGUGAAGAAACCAAAACGAAACAAAUUUGCUUUUGCUUGUGCAACCUUAGCUUCCAUGACUUCAGUCUUGCUUGGUUAUGAUAUCGGAGUAAUGAGUGGAGCCAACAUCUACAUCCAAGAUGACCUUAAAAUCAGUGACUUGCAAGUAGCAUUGCUUGUGGGAACUCUUAACUUGUACUCUCUUGUUGGCUCAGCCGCUGCUGGCCGGACCUCUGAUCGGAUUGGUCGUCGAUACACAAUUGUGAUGGCCGGAGCCAUUUUCUUUCUUGGAUCUAUACUCAUGGGAUUUGCCACAAAUUAUGCCUUUCUCAUGGUUGGUCGCUUUGUCGCUGGUGUCGGUGUCGGUUAUGCCCUCAUGAUUGCCCCUGUUUACACUGCUGAAGUCUCUCCAGCCUCUUCCCGUGGAUUUCUCACCUCAUUCCCAGAAGUAUUCAUAAAUGCUGGGAUCUUACUAGGAUAUGUAUCCAAUUAUGCCUUCUCUAAGCUCCCAACUAACUUAGGUUGGCGAUUCAUGCUUGGAAUUGGAGCAAUUCCUUCAGUUUUCUUAGCUUUGGUUGUUUUAGGCAUGCCCGAGUCUCCACGUUGGCUAGUCAUGCAAGGUCGCCUUGGUGAAGCUAGGAAAGUUCUUGACAAAACCUCUGAUUCUAAAGAAGAAUCCCAACAAAGAUUAUCAGAAAUAAAAGAAGCUGCCGGGAUCCCUCAAGAUUGCAACGAUGAUAUUGUCCAUGUGCAAAAACAGAGUCAUGGUGAAGGUGUUUGGAAAGAAUUACUCAUUUAUCCCACACCUUCUGUUCGUCACAUUUUGAUUUGUGGGAUCGGUAUUCAUUUCUUCCAACAAGCUUCAGGAAUAGACGCGGUCGUUUUGUACAGUCCGAGGAUCUUCGAAAAGGCUGGAAUCACGUCAUCCAAUGAUAAAUUACUAGCAACUGUAGCCGUUGGAUUCACCAAGACCGUUUUCAUCCUCGUGGCCACAUUCUUACUUGAUAGGAUCGGACGACGCCCAUUGCUUUUAAGUAGUGUUGGGGGUAUGGUAUUAUCCCUAGCAACCCUUGGAUUCGGGCUGACAAUGAUUGAUCAUUCAGAUGAGAAACUACCAUGGGCUGUUGCAUUAUCAAUUGCCAUGGUAUUAGCUUAUGUUUCAUUCUUCUCCAUAGGAAUGGGACCGAUAACUUGGGUAUAUAGCUCGGAGAUUUUCCCCUUAAAACUACGUGCUCAGGGUACAAGUAUGGGAGUGGCGGUUAACAGAGUGACAAGCGGGGUGAUAUCUACAACUUUUAUUUUGCUGUACAAGGCUAUAACUAUCGGUGGAUCCUUUUUCCUUUUCGCUGGAGUUGCAGCCGUGGCGUGGCUGUUCUUUUAUGCAUGUUUGCCUGAGACACGAGGUAGAACUUUAGAGGAUAUGGAAGUGCUCUUUGGUAGUUUUUUCAAGUGGAGGUCUGCUUUAAAGGAUGAGCAGAGGAAGGAAGUCAGUGGUGAAAAUGGCGGUCAGAUUCAGAUGGGAACUAAAGCUCAAGAAUAGUAUUAGUGUGAUAAUUGUAUCUUCUGCUGCUUCUUUUUUUCAUAAAUGCUUCAGAUGGUGUGCAAAUGAGAAGCUUGUUUACCAUCACGCAAAAGAAAAACAAAAAAAAAGCAGAUAUUUAAUGAAUCAAAAAGAUAAUAUUGUCCAUA
Molecule: messenger RNA, 1866 nt
Organism: Populus nigra (black poplar)
Lineage: Eukaryota; Viridiplantae; Streptophyta; Magnoliopsida; Malpighiales; Salicaceae
Product: polyol transporter 5-like
Exons: 3
Coding region: 119-1717 (532 amino acids)
Biological process (GO): transmembrane transport
Cellular component (GO): membrane
Molecular function (GO): carbohydrate:proton symporter activity
Source: RefSeq, a predicted model, not a curated record